AUGAACCUGACAGAGUUUAAUCAGUCUGAUCGCUGUGAGCAUUUCUCCUGUCCAGAGAGAUCUGUAUCUCCUGCAGUUUAUAUCUUACUGUACGUGUGUUCAGCUGCUGUGGUUCUGCUAACAGUGUGUGGAAAUCUGCUGGUCAUCAUCUCUGUUCUUCACUUCAAGCAGCUUCACACACCAACCAACACGCUGGUGCUCUCUCUGGCUGUGACAGAUUUCCUUAUUGGUGCUUUAGUGAUGCCAUCGAUGUUAAUCUGGACAAUUGAGUCGUGCUGGAUUUUUGGGAGAGGUUUCUGCAUAUGCUUUUUAUUUUCUACAAUUUUCCUAAUGAUUUUAUCCGUCUAUAAUGUCGCUCUGAUCGCUGUGGAUCGGUAUUUGGCUCUCUCCAACCCUUUUCUCUACAUGAACACAAUCUCUAUGAGAACAAUGUACACUGUGCUUUAUUUUAUCUGCUGUGUAAAUCUAGUGUACAGCUCAGUGAUCUUUUAUUUCAUGAGUUUUAUAUUUUGUCCUGGAGAGUGUUAUUACAUUCUGAAUGAGGUCUGGAUUGUAAUUGAUCUCAUAUAUUCAUUUAUAUUUCCACUUUCUGUCAUAAUCAUAUUGUAUACUCGAGUUUUUGUGAUUGCUAAGAAACAUGCCACUGCUAUCAGAGAGCUUAAUAAUCACACACGGCCUAAAACACAGAAAAUCACCUCACACUCCAUGAAAUCUGAGAGAAAAGCAGCUAAAGUCCUCGGCAUUUUAGUGUCUGUGUUUCUGAUGUGUUUACUUCCAUAUUUUAUUUACAGUUUAUUAGGUUAUGUUAUUGAACUACAGUUAGAAACUAUUCAGAAGGUUAUGAUCUUGGUUUGUCUUAAUUCCACCUUUAAUCCAGUUAUUUAUGCUCUGUUUUACCCGUGGUUUCGAAGGUGCAUUAACUUAAUUAUAACUCUGCAAAUAUUUCAGACAGACUCUGCAUUAAUCAGUGUUCUUUUGUGAAUAGUUUUUUUUCUCCCACUCCUUCUGAUGAUGUGUCCAAAUAUUGAUAUUGCAUAAUAUAUUGUUUAAACUCCUGGAGCAAAUCAACCCCCAAUACGCUGUGUACUGUACUCUAUGAUAUAAUGGCAGUAUUUGGUUUUUGAUUAUCUAUAAUACAAUGCACUAAAAUAUAACUGUAUAUACUAAUAACAAAAUAAUAUUUGCUGCAUAUUUUAGAAUAAGAAUUAGAUCCUGAGAAAUACAGAUACACAUCGGAAGGGAAAUGUCUAGAAUCGUAAAAAUGAGCAUAUUUAAGACCGACAUUUUUCAAAUUACACAUUCUGUAUAUGACACUGCAUUAUUAAUACUGUUUACAUGUUACGACUUUUUUUUAUUAUGAUUCUGUGACUUCAAAAUACAAUAAUAAAGUAUGAAUGGAAUAAAAAAAUAACCAUUGCAUCAACAACAGUGUGGCCUAACUCAAAUCUAAUCAGUUCUAUUACCAAAGAUUUACAUAGCUCCUGGACAAACUGUUGAAUUUACAAAUAAUUAUAAAGUGAACACUGGUGUGGGUGAAUUAUUCACGAAAAAGCAACUCAUAAAAAAAUUUAAAGAUUAUGAUUUUAACUGAGGGCAUGAAUCCUUUAUUAUCGCCACACAUACAUUACAGCACAGUGCUGUACAAAGCAGCUGCAGCUACAGCCCCUGGCAAAAAGUGGAAUCACCACUCUUGGAAGAUGUUCAUUCAAUUGUUUAACUGUGUAGAAAAAAAAACAAUCACAGACAUGCCACAAAACUAUUUUCAUUUAACAUUCCAACCUUUUGGUUUUAUGAAACACUUACAAAAAUAAAAAAAGAAAGAAAGAAAAUUACAGUCAAUUGCAAAUGUUUUUAAAGAGCAAACAGAGGACAAAAAUAUGGAAUCACUCAAUUCUGAGGAAGCCAAGAUCAGGUCUGCCUAAACAGUGUCAAAUUGAAAAAGGGUGAAAAAAAGCCAUCCACUUAUAAAGAGUGAAAGUGUAAGAUGACUCUCUGAAAUCAGCAGAGAACAUGUUUUUGUCUAUUGGCCAACUGCAUCAGAAAAACAGAGCAAAGUCUAUGUUUGCAUGCAAGAUGGAGAUGGAUCCAACAUCUCUGAAAUCUUUGUAGUUAUAUUUUCCCACAUCUGCAUGAACACCUGAGAUUGAAGAAUAAAUUCAUAUAUUAGGGGGUUUGCCUUAAUGGAGAUAUGUAUCUGCAUUUGUGAAGUACUGCACUUGAGUUUGCAAAUAGCAAGGUGAACAGUGGCUCAGAUAAUCACUGAUAACAUCCUAUGCAUCUACCAACCAACAAGUCUGACACACUGGAUUAUUUUAUCAUGUUUCAAAAAGUGGUGAAGGAGGUUAAAAAUAUGACAUCAUCAAGACUGUAUGUUGUAUUUGAACAAUAAAUGCAGCAUAAUACUUAGCAGCAAAAGGACAGAAUACUUAACAGGUCUAACUCUGUUCAGUAUUUCUAUUCAUGAGUUAGUUGUGUUAUAGAAACAAUCUGCAGCCACUGACCUCACCUAACAAAUGAGGAAAGCUGAUUUUUUUUCUCUGUGCAAACAACCUGAUGCUGGUGCCCCCUACUGAACAAGGGUUACAGCAGCACUGAGACCUGUAGGACUGUGCUAAAAGAUCAGAAAUGGGCUGUGACAGUUAAUCUUGCCAGAAAAAUCAAUAAAAAUAAAAAUCCUGAACUCAUUACAGCAGAUAUUCACUCACUCACAGUAAUCAAUCAAAUACAAUAUAAUGACCUAGGUAAAAAUCAGUACCUCUGACAACUUUGAUCUGGGAGUGGACACACUAAAAUAGGAAUUCAUUUAAAGGUGAGAUUUGAUGUCAACUCAGUACACACAACUAGAUGGGCCAAGGAGGCCAAGCAAGUAAUAAAUAACCAUCAUUAAUUAAUUAUCAUUCAUCCACCCACCCAUGUAUGCUCAGUUUUUUCCAUGGGUUGAGAUCUAUUGAAUUAAUCUACUAUGUGAAUAUGUCAAAAAUAUCUGUCACAAAAUCAUCGAUCACCACCUUAGUUGUGAUCCAAGCAGUGCUGUGGUGUGCUUCCAUGUUUUGCAUUUGUUUUUGUUUAAAUUUCCAUGUGUGUUGUUUUGGUAUAUGUGCUGUCUCUACCCAUGUCUUAUUACUAGUUGUCUUGAU
Hemibagrus wyckioides is the source of this 3137-nucleotide messenger RNA. RefSeq names its product trace amine-associated receptor 13c-like. Gene Ontology annotation, cellular component: membrane. The coding region runs from base 1 to 981 and encodes 326 amino acids. Gene Ontology annotation, molecular function: trace-amine receptor activity. The transcript has a single exon. The record is from RefSeq and is a predicted model, not a curated record. NCBI's taxonomy places the organism in Eukaryota, Metazoa, Chordata, Actinopteri, Siluriformes, Bagridae. Gene Ontology annotation, biological process: G protein-coupled receptor signaling pathway.